Solea senegalensis (Senegalese sole) is the source of this 6304-nucleotide messenger RNA. It is a transcript of the gene psd2, whose product is annotated as pleckstrin and Sec7 domain containing 2. Gene Ontology annotation, molecular function: guanyl-nucleotide exchange factor activity. Lineage: Eukaryota; Metazoa; Chordata; Actinopteri; Pleuronectiformes; Soleidae. The record is from RefSeq and is a predicted model, not a curated record. Gene Ontology annotation, biological process: regulation of ARF protein signal transduction. Bases 578 to 3385 code for a protein of 935 amino acids. The transcript has 15 exons.
AGAAAAGCAAAUACCCCUCUGUGAUUGACAUUUACACAACUGUCAGAGCUAAUCUUCACUGACUGAUAAAAACAGGCCCACAGUACAUGUCCAGCUCACGCGCCACGGGAGAGUGAAGGUGGACUGGAUUCACCAUUUCUCAGCUGCCACACACACACACACACACACGCUGGUUCAGCGGAGAGGAGGAGACGUGGAGGACGUCUCCGUCUCAGUUCUUCCAUCCAUUCAUCAGUCAGUCCGCCCAGGAACCGUUCUCCACCAGCGUCCCACGGCCAGUCUGCGCGAGACUCUCCACCGCGAGCAGUGGUCCACGGUCGCACGCGCACAAGGGAGGGAGGAGGGCAGCAGCAGCAGCAGUGGGGAAGGACGUGGAGAGAAAGACGAGCCAGUCUGACAGUGUUAUUCCCCCGGUGAUGAUGUGGAGACGCGGCGGGGCACAGAGGAGCUACGUCCGCCGCUUAACUCUCACUAUCAGCCGCUGACUGACCGCACGACUCUGACCGGUUGCUGAUCUGACGCUACUGCUUCUCAAAGCCUGAGUGGACAGGCACCUCCUCCCAGUGUGAAGACCACCAUGACCCAGGAGGGGCAGGAUCUGCCCUCUCCCACCCCACCAGAGAACCAAGCGGAGGCCAGUACAUCCACCACUGCCUCCAGUGACUCACCUACAGAGACCCACCGCUACAAGCUGGGGGUCACAGUGAAGGACGACACAGAGGAGGGGAAACUACAAGACGAGAUCAGAGAGGGCGAUGACGAGGCACAGGGGGAGACGUGUGGGGAUGGAGAGGGGAGCGCAACGGGAGGAGAGCUUGAGAUGAAAAAGGAGAGGGUAGGAGGCAGUGGAGAUGAAGCUCAACAGGCAGACGAAGGGGUGAAAGGAGAGAGUGAUGGCACAAGAGGGGAAGGAUGUAUGAAUCCAGAGGUGGAGGAGGGCGCAACACAUGUGGAGAUGAAAGAGGAAGAGGAGGGGAAAGAAAAUGAGGAGAUGCUACAAUCUACAGAGGCGAUAACACACCCUCAACCAGCUGGGCGACUGGCUAAUGGAAUAGGUGAGAAUGACGACGAGGAUGACGCUGUUGAGGAAGACGAGGAAGGUGAUGAAGGAGUUACUCAUGCACACCUGGACACUUUCAGCUCCAACUUUGAGAUGAAUGUAGAACAAGCUGAUACAGAGGUGGAGGACGAAGAGGAAGAAGAGGAGCAGACAGAGGGAGAGGGAAGAGGAAACCAGGACAGCUUCAGCUCAGCGUUUGAACAGAUUGUUGAGCAGGUUGAUGUUCAGGAGGAAGAGGAGGAGGAGGAGGAGGAGGAGGAGAGGGAAAGAAGCAAGGUGGACAACAAAGAUGGCUUCAGCUCCACAUUCGAGCGCAUCGUAGAGUCUGCCCUGCUGAGGGGCGGGACCUGCUACAGCAGCCUGGACUCUCUGGAUGUGCUUUCACUUACAGAUGAGACGGACAGUUGCGUCAGUUUUGAAGCUCCACUGACGCCGCUCAUCCAACAGAGGGCACUGUUACAGGGUCCGGAACCUUUGGAGCUGGAGCUGGAAACUGUUCAGGAGCAAGAAGGGGCUGAGGCUGGACCAGACGCCCCAGGUGCUGAUCUAAACACAGGGGAGAGCAAGGUCCCUGGAGCUGGAGCCAUGGCUGGGGGAGGAGGAGGAGGAGGAGGAGGAAGCCCGCUGAGGACCACCAUACCAGGGAGCAGGUCAGAGUUUGUACUGAGCCAGCCUGGACGCUGGGCCAUCCCUAACGGAUACCACGCAGACUCUCAGGAAGCCAUGGACAGCUGUGGAGCCAUGGUCAACUCUGUCAGUGAUGCCAACCUCACAGAUGUCCUGUCGGACUCAGAAGAGUGUGAUUUGGGCAGUCUGGAGCGUUUGGAGCGCGGCAGCACCGACACGUUGGCUAAUGGCUGCCGGGCCGACUGUGAAGCCGCCAAGAGGCUGGCCAAGCGCCUCUAUCACCUCGAGGGCUUCAAACGCUGUGAUGUGGCCAGACACCUGGGAAAGAAUAAUGAGUUCAGCCAGUUGGUGGCGUCAGAGUACCUGAAUUUCUUUGACUUCUCCGGCCUGUCGCUAGAUCGAGCCCUGAGGAACUUCUUGAAGGCCUUCCCACUAAUGGGGGAGACACAGGAGAGAGAGCGGGUGCUGGUCCACUUCUCCAGACGCUUCUGCCACUGCAACCCCCAGACGCUCACCACCUCUGAGGGUCAGAGCCACGAGGGCGGCGACGGCGAUGAAGACAACGAUGGAGCCCACACGUUAACCUGUGCUCUCAUGUUGCUCAACACCGAUCUACACGGACAUAACAUCGGGAAGAAGAUGUCUUGCCAGCAGUUUAUUAGUAAUCUCGACGGCCUCAACAAUGGCAAAGACUUUCCCAAAGACUUAUUAAAGAUUCUGUACAACUCAAUUAAGAACGAGAAGCUUGAAUGGGCAGUUGAGGAGGAGGAGCUGAGGAAGAGCUUGUCGGAGCUGGUGGAGGAGCAGUGCGAGGGCGGGAGCAAACGUGUUGCUAGGGUAACGGACGGCAGUAACCCUUUCAUCGCAAUUCCCAUUCUCUUAAACGCCAUUACCUACAAACAUGGCGUGCUGACCCGCAAGAGCCAUGCUGAUAUGGACGGCAAACGCACUCCGAGGGGUCGACGUGGUUGGAAGAAGUUCUAUGCAGUUCUGAAGGGGAUGAUCUUGUAUCUCCAGAAGGAUGAGUACAAACCCGACACGGACAUUUCGGAGGUGGACCUGAAGAACGCAGUGCGGAUCCAUCACGCUUUAGCCACCCGCGCCACUGACUACAGCAAGAGAGCCAAUGUCCUGAAGCUCAAGACGUCAGACUGGAGAGUCUUUCUGCUGCAUGCCUCGAGCGAGGAGGAGAUGAUGUCUUGGAUCUUUAGGAUAAACCUGGUGGCGGCACUGUUCUCAGCUCCAGCCUUUCCCGCUGCCAUCGGCUCCAUGAAGAACUUCUGCCGGCCCAUCCUUCCAUCUUCAUCCACCAGACUCAGCCAGGAGCAACAGCUGCUGAGUCACGAGAGCAAGCUAAAGCAGAUGAGCCUGGAGCUGGAGGAGCACCGCAAGAACCCGCCCGCAGUCGACCACAAAAGCCGCGAGUGGGAGGAGUACAGGCUCAAAGAGCACUACCUAACGUACGAGAAGACUCGGUAUGAGACGUACAUCAGCCUCCUUCAGGCUAAAAUCCGCGCUGAGACAGACGACCUUGAGAAGAUUGAGGCAAGUGUGAUGGGCAACUUGAUCAUGGAGGGAGGCCUGGCCGGCCGCGAGUGCCUCCUCCGUAAGACGCAGUCCUCUCCGUCCAUCAGCCAGGCUCACGGUGGGCUGAACGGGAGGGCCACUGAAUGCACUACCACAGGACAGAGGAGCUAAGGGGGGGAGGAAGGAGAACCAGACGCCAUGUCCCUCUGAGCCAAAGUAGCUUAAUCCUCUGACUCCUCACUGGGGACUUAAUCAGUGUUUUGUGUUUUGGGCUCAUUUAUUCCUCCUGUUGUGCUCACUGAUAGAGAGCGUGCAGCAACAGGAGAGAUGUCUGUGACUGUCUAUAGCAGCUUAUCAUAGCUCCCUACAUUGUUGCAUGCCGGUGAACUCUUUGACGGGAUGUAAACACUUCACACACCUUGGUUUGCUGUGAUUUAUUGCGGCAUCAGUGUAGCUGGUUGUACGAACAGGAUAGUAGUGUCAGUCCUGCCCCUAAAACACAGAGCGGCACGGUCAAAAACCACAACUUCACCUGAAUACCCUACUUCCUGCUUAUAUGUGAUUUCCCCUUAAUGACACCCAGUGGCAACAAUGUGGUACUACAACAAAACAAGUUUCGCAGACACAGAAAUGGCUCUAACGCUGUCCUUUUCAGAAUGUAUCCACCCCAGUGAUUAGUUAGUGUCCUUGAGCAAUAGUUGAAGAUGAAGAGACUCUGACAAGCCUCAGUUCUUUGAACUUUUUUUUGUUGUUAUUAUUAUUAUUAUUAUUAUUAUUGCACAUUAAAAUGAUCAUAACUGUGAUCUCAACCUUCAUCAGUAUUAUUUUGAAAAUGUUUUAGCUGAAACUCGAUUUUGGUGAUGAGGAGUGUAAUGAGCAGUCUUUGGGUGUUUUAUUAGUUACAGGCCAGAAAGAGAACAAAGAGACAUGGACUGCUUUGCCUGUGUCCUCUCUGUCCUGUCUUUGUCAGACAGGGACUGGGAUGGACAUGGUGGAGAUGGUACUACUGUAGCAUUUCGGUCUUUUUUUUUUCCCCAUUCAUGUUUAUACACUCAUGUACACUUACAGGCUCGUGUGUAUGGACCUACAUGUGGCUGGAGUCUGGUGUGUAUGAACGUAAAAACAUGUCUAUCCCGGAUUAACGUAAACUCUAUCUCUGAAGGAUCACGUCUCUGCCGUGUACAGCAUAUUUAUUUAUUUAUUUAACUGUCCUUUAUUCACCCCUGGGAGGUUUUACAUAGAGUGGACAUGCUCUGUUUCUUUCAGCAGAUUCCCGCAUGACAGCCAUUCACGUACACACAUUAUAUUCCCGAGCAUAAAGGAGCUUAGCUGCCAAGUGGAGAAAGUGGUUGCAAAUGUUGACCUAAGCUUCUCCACCAGAGAAACUGGACGGUGAGUGCCUUACUCAAGGGCACCUCGACACGUGCUGUUGAGGGUUUGAAAGUCUCACUUUUCACACGUCUGCUUCUGUGAAUUUUGAGCCGCCGCUACUCCAAAUACUGACACAGCAAAAAAAAAAAAUAUAUAACAGUAUGUGUCUGAAUGGAAGCACUGUGCCAUUUCUUUCCUCAAACUACUCUUCUUACCGCGUCCUGACUGGGUGCACCACUACGUAACAUGUGGUUGGGUAUGCGGUAUAUGAAGAGAGUAGUAAAGGACAGAAGAGGAAAGUGUGGGUGGAAGGUCUACAGUCUGACUGUGUGUGUGUGUGUGAGAGUGAGCGAAUGUGUUAGUGCUUGCUUUUUAAAGUGGUUCAAGUUGACAUGUUGAAGGUGUAUGCAGCAGGGAGAUAAAUAUUGCAGGGUCAUGUCUGUAUGAAGAAUUGUUCUGCUUAAUAAGACUGCCAUCAAAGCCAGACGUGCAUCUUUCAAAAGCGUCCUCCGUACAAAGGCAGCAUCAUCUUGGUGAGGAAAGCUGUACGUUCACAUCUUAUGUCAGAAAAUUUUAACAAACUCACCAUUGCUCUUAAUUUGUAACACGCUCCAUGGACCUAUUGUUAAUUGUUUUGCAUUAUAUCGAGUAUUUAUGUGUGUAUUUCCUUCACUGCAGUCAUUCCCAUCAGAUGGAGAUGUUUUGAGAAAGCAGGUCCUGGUCUAUCUAAGGCAGAGACAGGCUGAUUGGAGGGUGAAGCAGCAGGACUGCUCGGGAUUAGAGAACUGAAGUCAAGAAACUUGUCAGGGAGAGAGGAACAGCAGCAAAACAACUCCACAUGGGUGAGAAGGAGGAGGCAGAGAGCCUUGUUUUCUAAGAAGAGGAGGCUGGUUAGGUUUUCUGAGUAAGACCAUCCCUGCCAACAAAGAACAGGCAGCACACAUUUGUCCAGGCAGAGGAAGACAAUAUGUUAAAGCCUGUUUCUCAAUGAAGGAGGACUUGUUUUAAUAUUCUGAGGUUGGCAGCACCUUAAUUGAUCCGUAUCCACCCAAACACACACACACCCACUUUCUGCAUAACUUGUUUGUGACACAACUGUAGAUGAGUGAGUUCAGUGCCCCCUCACACAGCCUCGAUGUGGCACAGACACAUGUUGACAUGACCAGAGCUGUGCAGCAACAGUAGGAAUAAUCGUAUCUUUGGCUUUGGACACAGUGCUUCUGCUGCUUUUGUGUAUCACAUUAAUAGUGACUGAUGGGAUCUGAGAUUCUUUAGAGACUUGGCUGGAAACCUGGAAUCACAGCUGGAAUCCUGGAACUGGAUCCUUGUACAGACCAAAAUGCUGAAACAGAGCUGAGUUUUGAGUGAAAAAGUACUCUUUUUAUAACGCUGUAUUGAUAAGUGAAAACUGCUUUCUUACAGGGAGACUUAUAGACCCGUAUAGUCACUUUGCCUGUCGUGCUAACCAUUGUUUCCCCGAUGUUCUAGGGUAGGCCUGUGCUGUAAUAUAGGAUUGUAGGAUUGUGACAAAAAACAUUUGUUGAUUGUUAUGUUUUAUUUAAAAAAAAGAAGACAACUUCGGCACUUUGAUGUCAGCAGUGGAUCUUUUUGUUUGUUUCAUUUGUAUAUCUGAACUGUUUUUGACAGGAUGCUUAUACUAUGUAAAGGACAUAUUUACUGAAUAUUUAGUCUGUGCUUCAUAAAGUAAGCUUUUAUACA